CCUCGAAUUCACUGUUUUCUUAUGCUUAUUGAUGAAUUGAUUGAUUUCUUGCUUUCUUGCUUAGUUUUUUUCUUUUUUUGUUGAUUGAACGAAAUGGCCGAGGCCAAAGGAGAUUUCUGCUGUUCUUGUGCUAACGCUGCAACCAUAGACAUUGGAAAACACUUAAAGGCAAAGAAAAUAACUGGCGAUUACCUGAAGGAGGAUGGGAAGAAAUACUUUAAAAUACAAUGGGAAGAGACAUGGACACCAGAAGACGAAUUACAAAAUUGUUCCGACCUGCUUCAAGACUAUUUGGAGAAAGGAAAACCAGAGAUAGAAGUUUUGGGUCAUACAGAAAAUGUUGAGGAAGAUGUCGAUGUUUUUGUUGUUCGUGUAAAGCGUGGAGCAUUGCAGACAGAUGAAAAUAGUAUUUCUAUCAAUGGCUUAGAGGGAGUUGAUUUGGUAGAGAAGUUAACCGAAUUAAGUAAGCAGCCCAAAACGGUUAGUGAUCUCGAGCAGGAAGACAUCAAAUUGGUUACCUAUGCGCAACUGCAAAAAGCUGGCUUUAUGGUCGACGACGAAGACACUACAGAGACAGCAUCAUCACAGCAGACACAAUCCUGUUCAGUGGAAAAUAUCGAGAAUGCUAAAACGCAAAUGUAUUCACAAAUUGCUGGUAAUGGAAAUGCCGAAGGUGGCAUGAAAUACUUACACCAUUUUGUCCAUAAUGAUAUCGAGGCUUCAAGAAAUCGAGGCAGAAGUUAUGUAGCACGCCGCCGGCAACCUUUUCAGUUGUAUAAGUGCGAGCUGUGCGGCUCGGAAUUCGUUCAUCGUACUCAUUUGAAAAUCCAUCAACGAACUCAUACCGGUGAGAAACCUUACAAGUGUGAAUUUUGUGGUCGCAGUUUUGCGCAGAAAGGAAACUUGCAUGUUCAUAUAAAAAUACAUACUGGAGAAAAAGAUUUUGUUUGUGAAUACUGUCAGAGGGCGUUCAUUACAAAUGCACAACUUUUCGUACACUUGCGAACACACACGAAUCCGAAUCGAAAAAAACCGUACGCGACCGGUAGACCGGCUAAAAAUGAACCUAAAAGGAAACUAGUUCCGGGUCAGGAGACUCCAAAUCAGAUUAUCGUUCAACUUGUUCAACGCGAAGACGGGAAUUCGCAAAAAAACCUGGACAAAAAUGACCCAGCUGAUCUGCAAAAUACAUCGAAUAUACCAACAUUAGCUGUCGGCGAGGAGGAACUGCGAAAUCUGACAGAAGAAAAUGGUGCAAUGACAAAUUUACCUAGUUUAGCGUCACAGGCGGAAACCAGUGUUUACAAUAUCCAUACAACAAUUUCUCAACCAAUCAUGAAUAACUCAUUAGUGGAACAUAAUGGCGCUAUGCAUAAUGGCGGCAUGCAUAAUGGCGAUAUGGUGCAAAUACUAGUUGCUCAACAGUAACUCUUGUUUGGAUUUUCUGUUCCAAUAAUUUUUGCGUUUGACCUUUUCUGACAGUUGUUUCAACAAAAUAUUUUUCUGGUUUUUGUGGAA
This is a messenger RNA of Hydractinia symbiolongicarpus, 1518 nucleotides long. Its product is annotated as zinc finger protein 287-like. The record is from RefSeq and is a predicted model, not a curated record. The transcript has 4 exons. Lineage: Eukaryota; Metazoa; Cnidaria; Hydrozoa; Anthoathecata; Hydractiniidae. Gene Ontology annotation, molecular function: RNA polymerase II transcription regulatory region sequence-specific DNA binding; DNA-binding transcription factor activity, RNA polymerase II-specific. The coding region runs from base 94 to 1428 and encodes 444 amino acids. Gene Ontology annotation, biological process: regulation of transcription by RNA polymerase II. Gene Ontology annotation, cellular component: nucleus.